AUGGUGGCAACUGCGGCUACUGCAUCACUUUUUCCUGUUCCUUCUCCGUCGCCGGACGCUGGUGGAGCAGGCAACAAGCUUGGUGGUGGGCAUGCCAACCUUGGAGUACUAAAAUCCAAACCUGUGACUUCUGGUGGCUUGAAGGCAAAGGCACAAGCUCCUUCGAAAAUUAAUGGAAGCACAGUUGCUACAUCUGUAGAAAGCUUGAAGCUUGAGGAUGAUUUACCUUCACCUCCCCCUAGGACUUUUAUCAACCAGCUACCUGAUUGGAGCAUGCUUCUUGCUGCUAUCACCACAAUUUUCUUAGCUGCUGAAAAGCAGUGGAUGAUGCUUGAUUGGAAACCAAGGCGACCUGACAUGCUUAUUGACCCCUUUGGGAUAGGAAAAAUUGUUCAGGAUGGCCUUGUGUUCCGGGAAAACUUUUCUAUUAGAUCAUAUGAGAUUGGUGCUGAUCGAACAGCAUCUAUAGAAACAGUAAUGAACCAUUUGCAGGAAACUGCACUUAAUCAUGUUAAGAGUGCUGGCCUUCUUGGUGAUGGUUUUGGUUCUACACCAGAAAUGUGUAAAAAGAACUUGAUAUGGGUAGUUACUCGUAUGCAGGUUGUGGUUGAUCGCUAUCCUACCUGGGGUGACAUUGUUCAAGUAGACACGUGGGUUUCAGCAUCUGGGAAGAAUGGCAUGCGUCGUGAUUGGGUUUUACGUGACUGCAAAACUGGUGAAAUCUUGACAAGAGCCUCCAGUGUUUGGGUCAUGAUGAAUAAGUUGACUAGAAGGCUAUCUAAAAUUCCGGAAGAAGUCAGAGAGGAGAUAGGAUCUUACUUUGUGGAUUCUGAUCCAAUCCUGGAAGAGGAUAGCAGAAAACUGACUAAACUUGAUGACAACACUGCAGAUUAUAUUCUUACUGGUUUAAGUCCUAGAUGGAGUGAUCUAGACGUCAACCAGCACGUCAACAAUGUGAAGUACAUUGGCUGGAUUCUGGAGAGUGCUCCACAGCCAAUCUUGGAGAGUCAUGAGCUUACUUCCAUGACUUUAGAGUAUAGGAGGGAGUGUGGUAGGGACAGUGUGCUGGAUUCCCUGACUGCUGUAUCUGGUGCCGAUAUUGGCAAUCUAGCUGAUAGCGGACAUGUUGAGUGCAAGCAUCUGCUUCGACUCGAAAAUGGUGCUGAGAUUGUGAGGGGUAGGACUGAGUGGAGGCCCAAACCUGUGAACAACUUUGGUUUUGUGAAUCAGGUUCCAGCAGAAAGCACCUAA
Sphenostylis stenocarpa is the source of this 1251-nucleotide messenger RNA. NCBI's taxonomy places the organism in Eukaryota, Viridiplantae, Streptophyta, Magnoliopsida, Fabales, Fabaceae. The record is from the annotation of a GenBank genome assembly.